AUGCUAUUAAGUGAAGUUGCUUUGGGAGAGAUGUAUGAGCUUAAGAAGGCCAAGUAUAUGGAAAAACCACCAAAAGGGAAGGACCCGACUAAAGGACUUGGGAAGAAGAUCCCUAAUGAGUCCGAACACUUUAAGUGGAAGGAUGAUGUUGUUGUGCCAUGUGGAAAGUCGGUAUCAUCAAAUGUUAAGACAUACGAGUUGAUGUAUAAUGAGUACAUCGUCUACAACACCGAUCAAAAGAAACUUCAUUUUGAUCUGUAUAAAAUUGAAGCCACUGAAGAGUCAAAAAGCAUGGUGACUGAAAAAAGUCAAAGAACGAACUUGUCUGACUUAUCAACUGGCAUCAACAGUUAUUAUAUCCUCCAGAUAUAUGAAGAAGAUAAAGGGUCAGGCUGCUAUGUGUUCCAGAAGUGGGGUCGAGUUAGCAAUGAAAAAAUUGGAGGAAAUAAGUUGGAAGAAUUGAUGGUUCAGGUGACACAAUUGUCCGACUCUGGGACUUCGAAUGACACAAAACAUAUCCAGACAAUCAGAGAGCGUGUACUUGAAACUAUUUUGUGCUUGAGGUUCUUCAUAUUUCAAUACGGGAUAGUCUACAAGCUCCAUCUCACUGGAAAUAAUACAUCAUUAUUGGUCCUAAGAAUUAUCGGAGCAGUGGUUCAUUAG
Molecule: messenger RNA, 663 nt
Organism: Lactuca virosa
Lineage: Eukaryota; Viridiplantae; Streptophyta; Magnoliopsida; Asterales; Asteraceae
Source: the annotation of a GenBank genome assembly